AUGGGUCUCGAAGACUUUGAGCGCGAGCUCGCCGAGAACAAGUCCCGCGAGGACUCCCACAAGCGCCGUCACCGCAGCCGCAGCAGAGACCGGGAUCAUCAUCGCUCCAAGGAUAGCGAGCGCAAACACCACCACCGACACCAUCACUCCUCGAGGCACCACGGCUCCCACGACAAGGACGAUGACCAGGAAUCGCGCCACCGACCCAAGCGCUCACGUCGGGAUGACGACGAGCACCGCUCGUCCCGGCGCCAUAAAGACGACGACCGCGACAACGAACAUCGUUCAUCAAGGCGUGGGCACCAUGACCGUAAACGUUCGAGAUCGCCCCGUGCCGAUGACGACGAAGACGCGCGCCCGGAGAAGGGUACCAUGGAUGCACCGCCUACAGAAGAUAUCCUCGACCAGCGACUGGCCGAUGCGCAGGCGUCGAACCUGAAGCGCGACUCCUGGAUGGAGGCACCCUCAGCAAUGGACGUGGACUACGUGCAGCGGAGGAAGGAGCCAGAGCCGGACAAAUCGAAGGCAACGAAGAAAGACUACGACCUGAAGAUUCACGACAAGGAGCUGAACCAGCACUUGAGAGAUUUGCAAGACGGCAAGGAAGAUACCAGUGUUGUUGAAGAGCCGACACAGCACGAAGUCAAAUAUACCUUUGGGGACAAUGGCUCUCAAUGGCGGAUGAGGAAGCUCAAGAAUGUCUACCGUGAGGCUAAAGAGAGUGGCCGUCCUGUCGACGACGUUGCCGUGGAACGAUACGGUAGUCUUCGGGAUUUCGAUGAUGCUCGAGAGGAGGAAACGGAGCUAGAACGCCGUGCCAUGUACGGCAAAGACUAUGUCGGAAAAGAAAAGCCAGGCGGGGAGCUCUACCAGGAGAGGAAGAUGAAGGCCGGCGUCCGCAGAGACUCGAUCCCGAGUGCAGACGAGGUACCGGAGCUUCCUCAAGGACAGGUCAUGCAAGAAAAACCUCCUCCCGCGAGGACUGCUGUACUGGAUGCGACCUCCCUAAAUAGGCUACGGGCGAAGAUGAUGAAGGCCAAAUUGAAAGGAGGCCCCGAGGCAGCAGCGCUUGAAGCAGAAUACAAUGCUGCCGUGGCUGGUGCUGCCAACCGCAAAGAGCCCGAGGUGGUGGUGUUGGGUGCGAUGGAGAACAGGAUGCUUGCAAGCCGCAAGGGCGAAGUCAACGAGAUCGAUAACAAGAGAGGCAGAGAACGCGGUCUGGUGGUGGAGAACGAGGACAUGAGCAUCGAGGACAUGGUCAGGCAAGAGCGGAGGACAAGAGGUCAGCAAGGCGGGGAAGGCUAUCGUUUGGCUGAGACCAUCGCAAAGGAUGCCAAAUUCGACGACGACCUGGAUUACAUGGAUGAGAAUGCUAGCAAGUUGGCCAAGCACGUCCAAAAAUCCAACGUCAACCUUAGAAACACGGCCAUCGGCGACUUUCAAAAGAUGAACCGCAUCUUGGACAGCUGUCCCCUUUGCCACCACGAAGACACAAAUACGCCUCCGGUUGCGCCCAUCGUGUCUCUGGGCACUCGCGUCUAUCUCACCCUCCCCACCGAGCCCGAGCUCAGCGAAGGAGGCGCUUGUAUUAUUCCCAUUCAACACCGCAUUAACUUGCUCGAGUGUGACGACGACGAAUGGGAAGAGAUCAGGAACUUCAUGAAAUGCCUCAUUCGCAUGUACCACGACCAAGGCCGCGACGUCGUCUUCUACGAAAACGCGGCGUCGCCGCACCGCAAGCGCCACGCCUCGCUCAACGCCGUGCCCAUCCCGUACGACCUCGGCGAGACGGCGCCGGCCUUCUUCCGCGAGGCCAUCCUCUCGGCCGACGAGGAGUGGACCCAGCACAAGAAGCUCAUCGACACGGCCAAGAAGUCUCGCGAGGGCAUGGGUCGCAUGGCUUUCCGCCGCAGCAUCGCCAAGGAGAUGCCGUACUUCCACGUCUGGUUCGAGCUCGAUGGCGGCAUGGGCCAUAUCGUCGAGGACGCGAACAGGUGGCCGAAGGGGGACUUGUUUGCGAGGGAGACGCUGGGUGGGAUGUUGGAUGUCGGGCCAGAGGUUAUCAAGAGGCAAGGCAGGUGGCACAGGAAUGAUAGGAGGGUAGAGGGGUUUAGGAAGGCGUGGAAAAAGUUUGAUUGGACGAGGGUGUUGACGGAGGGGCAGUAA
Messenger RNA from Diplodia corticola, 2166 nucleotides. Its product is annotated as cell cycle control protein. Gene Ontology annotation, biological process: mRNA splicing, via spliceosome. The transcript is spliced from 3 exons. NCBI's taxonomy places the organism in Eukaryota, Fungi, Ascomycota, Dothideomycetes, Botryosphaeriales, Botryosphaeriaceae. The record is from RefSeq and is a predicted model, not a curated record. The coding region runs from base 1 to 2166 and encodes 721 amino acids. Gene Ontology annotation, cellular component: post-mRNA release spliceosomal complex.